AUGACCAAGUUGUAUCAAAAGCACUCUGAUGAAGGAGAAAGGUUUAUAGAUUCGACAUUUAUGCCUACGGAUAAAUCAAUAUAUCUUCCUGGCUAUGGAGCAAAGCCAGAUGAUCCUAUUAUUUGGGUUCGUGCUACAGAGAUGAUUCACAAUAGUCAUCUAAUCACACAAUACGAAGUCUGCAAUAACGUCAUUCAGGGUGCGUUUGGUGGAUGGACAGUUGCCGCUGCUAGAUUAUUUGCACUACAUCCGCAAGUGUUUAAGCAGGUAGUUCCAAUCACAAAAAAGAAUGCUUAUAAAACAUCUGGCAGCUCGUGUGUAGAGGAAAGCAACCAUCCAGGAAUAUUUCGAUUUCGAUUUUUCAGAUUUGGUACUUGGGUAGAAGUUGUUGUUGACGAUUUUCUCCCAUGUACUACGCAAGGAGAAUGGUUAUGUUCCUUGUCCAAAAAUAAGCAGAAUCUAUGGGUUCCUUUACUGGAAAAGGCGUUUUCUAAACUCAAUGGGAGCUAUCAACUGAUAAAAUCAAUCAAGCCAUGCACAAGUGUAUUUGCAGAUUUGACAGGAAAUAUACCUGAACAAAUAGAUUUGUCAGUAUUUUCUCAAGAUGCGCUUUCUGAAGAUUCUAUGCAGCUUUUUAAUGCAAUGGAUAGUCUUAUGCGUGGUGGAGCUCUAAUAAGUUGCUUUUUUCAAAAAAGCAAUCCUUUUGGAAAUGCAUGCACUGAUGAUUUAUGUAGCGAUAUGUAUGCUGUCACCAAGGUGUUUUACACGCACAUAAAAACAAGUCUUUUCCAUAAAAAGACUGUACCAGUUGUUCAAAUCUACAAACCUUUUUUGAAUCAAUCAUCAUCAGUAAGCCAUACUAGUCCUGAUUGGCCAAGCAUACUAGCAAAGGAGCGCAAACAACUAAAUCUUAGCAUAGGUCAAGACGGGCAGUUUACAGUUUUACUUUUAGAUUUUUUGCGCGAGUUUUCAACCAUGAUUAUUUGUCGUAUGUUUGAUCAGCCAAAUCGUUCAUUGAUAUCACGUCGCGUAAUAUCCGGCCGAUACUAUGGUAGAUGGUCAAAGGCAGAUAAAAGUGAUGGCGGAAGCCUGAGCUAUCCUUAUACAGUAUGCAAUAAUCCUCAGUUUUUGCUUGAUAUACGCAAAAGCAGUGAAGUCAUUUUUUAUCUACAGCGAAGGCAUGCCAAUCAUCCUACGCAUAGUAGUGACAUUUCCAUUGGACUGAUUAUUUUGAAAGUCGAAGAAAAUCGCGAUUUUCGUAUUACCGAUUUAAACUAUCAGCAGUGUCAUGUAAGCAAUUACACAUCUCAUACAGAAGUGUUUUGUCGCUGCAUUUUGAAAGAAGGACGCUAUGUUGUUAUUCCCACAACUUAUCGAUCUGGCCAAGAAGGAGACUUUUUUAUUAGGUUUUAUACUCUAAUUGCAGGAUCACAAUUCUGUCCUUUAAUACGACAUUCGCCACAAUCUAUGAUCAUGGGUUUUUUAUCAUCGCAAACCCGACAAUCACACCACGGCAUGCACUCUAAAUCAAACACUUUUCGUAUUGAAAUUGUUUCAUGCAAUGUUCAAGCAGCAGCUGUAUUAAAUAUUUCAGCUGCAUCAUCCAACACAGCAUUGGAUUUUGAUCAACCAAAGCCGCCAUUAUUGCAUCUCAUGUAUAUUUCAAAGAUUGAAGCCAGUUUAAUUACUAGCUCGAGUAAAGCAUCAUCAAUAUCAAAUUCAUCUACAUUGAUAUCAAACUCUUAUUGCAUUGUACGAUGUUCAGAAGAAUCGUCUCUGAGUUCACACACAACACGCCGAUCACAAACCACGUCGAAUUGUGACAUUCUAAACUCAUUUGUAUUUGGAAUUCGAAAUAUUACCAAUGCAACCAUCAAGGUUGAGCUAUGGAGUGUAUCAGAGACUUUGAUAGAUAAACUUGUUGGGUACACUUCUAUUGAUGUAGCCGAGUUUGCUAGCCCGCACUUGGUCGGCACCAUGAACGAGUUUAGUCGAACGAUUUUUGCUCGAAAUAAGACUGAUUCUUCUAAUUGGUGUAUUACAAUGCGUGUCAAGUAUGAUGGCUUGCCUGUUUCUAAAUAG
Batrachochytrium dendrobatidis JAM81 is the source of this 2082-nucleotide messenger RNA. RefSeq lists its product as uncharacterized. Gene Ontology annotation, biological process: proteolysis. Bases 1 to 2082 code for a protein of 693 amino acids. NCBI's taxonomy places the organism in Eukaryota, Fungi, Chytridiomycota, Chytridiomycetes, Rhizophydiales. The transcript is spliced from 8 exons. The record is from RefSeq and is a predicted model, not a curated record. Gene Ontology annotation, molecular function: calcium-dependent cysteine-type endopeptidase activity. Gene Ontology annotation, cellular component: cytoplasm.